GGCCUUUUUAACGAGUGUUUGUGUGUGCGAAGAACCAGCAACGGCCAUUAGAGGAGCCACCUAGAGAGAGAAACGGCUCCUUUUUACCCUUUUUUUUUUUCAAAAAAAUCAUGUCCAUUAGAGUAACCUAGAGAGGGACAACGGCUAAAUUUCCACUUUCUUUUCAAUAAAAACUCCACCACCCCCUUAAUAUAUUUCGGAAUUCCCCCUCUCUCUCCUCUCUCUCUCCUCUCUCUCUCUUGUCUGAAGCCUUCAAACCGCGAUUCGGUCUCUUGGGUUCUCGUCGAGAGGCGCUUUGAGGGCCAAGCCACGGUUUUCCGGGCGAUUUUCCCCCGGAUUUAUUGCCGGAAAUUUGAUCCAUCGCCAGAUGUGUGGUAGGAUCUCGCAAAAACAGUGCUGGGCAACAUCUUCGAAAUAAUCGGCUAUUUGUUCACUGCAUGCGUUGGAAGUUAGGGUGUUUUUCAUUCCAUUAUCACCUUCUCUUUUUCUGGUUUAUUUUGCGGGAUACAUGAUGCCUGAAGGGUACUAUAUGUCGAAGAAGACUGAUGCUAUAUGCGAGGAAGUUUGUGGAGAGAAUGGGGUUUUUUUGCUUUGUUUGGACAUAAGCAUUAUGCUGCUCUGAUUCUUACUUGGGAUAUCCAUGAUAGUGAGGCCACUCAGUCGGUAUCGAGCAUGUCGCGCCUUCCAUGCAUCUUCAGGGGUAUGGACUUGAAAGCCUUCAUCUUCCUCUUUGUAGUAGUCCCCCUAUGUAUAUUUGGUGUGUAUCUCCAUAGCCAAAAGAUUACAUAUUUCUUAAGACCCAUAUGGGACAGAGCACCGAAACCAUUCCAUGAUAUUCCCCACUAUUAUCAUGAGAACGUCUCCAUGGAAACUCUAUGCAAACUACAUGGAUGGGGUGUUCGAGAAUCACCUCGUCGUGUAUAUGACGCCGUCGUAUUCAAUAACGAGCUAGAUAUGCUCUCUAUUCGGUGGAACGAGCUAUACCCAUACAUAACUGAAUUUGUUCUCCUCGAAUCGAAUUCCACAUUUUCAGGCAUCCCCAAGCCUCUAUUCUUCAAAAAUAAUAAAGAACAAUUCAAAUAUGUCGAGAGCAGGUUAACUUAUGGGAUGAUUGGGGGGAGGUUCAAGAAAGGAGAGAACCCAUUUGUUGAGGAGGCCUAUCAGAGGGUGGCUCUUGAUCGUCUCUUGAGGUUUGCAGGCAUAACUGAUGAUGACUUAUUGAUAAUGUCUGAUGUUGAUGAGAUACCAAGUGCUCACACCAUUAACCUCCUUCGCUGGUGUGAUGAUAUUCCCCGUGUCUUGCACCUGAGACUAAAAAACUACCUUUACUCCUUUGAAUUUCUCGUCGAUGAUAAGAGCUGGAGGGCCUCUGUUCAUAGAUAUCAGACUGGCAAGACAAGAUAUGCCCAUUAUCGCCGGACUGAUGAUUUAUUGGCUGAUGCUGGGUGGCAUUGCAGUUUUUGCUUUAGGCAUAUAAGUGAAUUUACAUUCAAGAUGAAAGCUUAUAGCCAUGUGGAUAGAGUGAAGUUCUCUGACUUCCUGAAACAUUCUAGAAUUCAAGAUAUUAUAUGUAAGGGGGCCGACCUUUUUGACAUGUUACCUGAAGAAUACACUUUCAAGGAGAUUAUUGGGAAACUUGGACCUGUACCCCGUUCUUAUUCAGCUGUUCACUUACCUUCUUAUCUCUUGCAAAAUGCUGAGAAAUACAAGUAUCUAUUGCCAGGCAACUGUUUGAGGGAACGUGGGUGAUCUUUUUGGAAGUGGAUUUUGAAUUUUGAAGUUUUAAAAGCUGAUAAUGGUGGGAAGCUGCUGGUUCCAAGUGUUAAAUCAUGUGUGCUAUGGUGGCUAUGUAUCAAGAUGGCCAACUGGAUUGGAUCAGUCUUUCAGAGAGAGGAGAGAGGAAAGCAAGGAGUGGGUGGCUUAUUGCACUUCGGAGAUGAAAUUUUUGUAAUUUUUUGAAGUGUAGGGUUGUUUCAUAUGUAGCAUAUGGCAAUUUGCCAAUGGAGAAUUUGGGGGUAGCUGCUGCUUUCGAAAGUUUGCCCUCUCUAUCUUCAUUGGUGUGGACUCAAUCCCCUUUCCUCCACUUUUUGCGAUUGAAAUGGAAAUUUUGAGCGACUUCCUGGGCUUUCGUGAGCUGGGAUUUUGUGUUAUCUAGCGACUGACUUAAUUCAACUAUUCUUGUAACUUCUUAUGGCUGCCUACACUUUGCCAGAUUUCUUUGUGUGACACUGCUUAUAUACUGCUUUUCCAUAGUCUUAUUUUUGUGCA
Molecule: messenger RNA, 2268 nt
Organism: Amborella trichopoda
Lineage: Eukaryota; Viridiplantae; Streptophyta; Magnoliopsida; Amborellales; Amborellaceae
Biological process (GO): N-acetylglucosamine metabolic process
Cellular component (GO): membrane
Molecular function (GO): beta-1,4-mannosylglycoprotein 4-beta-N-acetylglucosaminyltransferase activity
Source: RefSeq, a predicted model, not a curated record